GAGGAGGGAGAUAUUGCCUAUCUCCACAGGGCGGAUGAGUUCUCUCCCGCCGACUACGACUACCUCAUCCGGCCACCCCCAAAGCGCCGGAUGGGUUAUAUUCCCGAGCUCGCCACCGGCCACCCCGUCAUCAUCAUCCGCCGCGUCGCCGACCAGCUGCUCGUGGCGCCCAUCUCGAAGCUCGGCGCCAGCCCCGACAACGACUACCUGGCGCCGUGGAAACGCCCGUGGCACAGGAAGAAGGACCCGGAGGACUUCCGCGCCUUCGAGGGCAGCGAGCGGCCCAGCAACCGGCGCCCGCCGCUCUCGCUCGUCCCCGGCCAGGCGCUCCCUCACCCCCGCGCGUCCUGGGUGUACGUCCAGAGCGCCUGGGUCGUCCCGCUCUCCGUGCUCGGCCGCUUCACCCGCGUCGCCGGCGUGCUGCGCGUCGACCCGGCCAGCCUCCGCGACCUCCGCGCCCACAUGGAGGCCCGGUGUCGCGCCUGGAGCGACUGCCUGCGCCGCCUCGGCCUGCCCCCCCCGUCGACGCCGUUGCCGCCGCCCACCACCACCGCCCCGCCGCCCACCUCAAAGCGCGCCGCCUCCUCCUACGCUGCCGUCGCCGCCCGCGGAGCACUUCGAGGCAACCCCGCCGCUCCGGCCCCGUCGCCGCCGGUUGUCAACGUGCCCGUGGCGAGCAGCGGAGGGGGGAGGAGCGCAGGCGGCGGAAGCCGAGCCGUCUGGCGUGCCGGCCGCCCAGGGGGGAGGCCCGCAAAGUAG
Thermothielavioides terrestris NRRL 8126 is the source of this 759-nucleotide messenger RNA. RefSeq lists its product as uncharacterized. NCBI's taxonomy places the organism in Eukaryota, Fungi, Ascomycota, Sordariomycetes, Sordariales, Chaetomiaceae. The record is from RefSeq and is a predicted model, not a curated record. The transcript has 2 exons. The annotation marks the transcript as partial.